Messenger RNA from Pungitius pungitius (ninespine stickleback), 1280 nucleotides. Its product is annotated as forkhead box protein D2-like. Gene Ontology annotation, biological process: cell differentiation; anatomical structure morphogenesis; regulation of transcription by RNA polymerase II. The record is from RefSeq and is a predicted model, not a curated record. Gene Ontology annotation, molecular function: RNA polymerase II cis-regulatory region sequence-specific DNA binding; DNA-binding transcription factor activity, RNA polymerase II-specific. Bases 82 to 867 code for a protein of 261 amino acids. The transcript has a single exon. NCBI's taxonomy places the organism in Eukaryota, Metazoa, Chordata, Actinopteri, Perciformes, Gasterosteidae.
GGGGAGAAGGGGCUCUGCGCCGGGUCAGGCUACACAUCAGCGCACGUUGGGGCCGCCGUGCCACCGGACACAUUUAGGACCAUGACCUUGGAAAGCAAAGUCGUGCGGGAGACGGACGGAGGACAGGAACUGGACAACGGAACUUCUCCAGUGACAGAUCCACACGAUCCCGAGUCCAGACAGAGCGCUUCACCCUUCGGGGAGGAGGGCAAGGACAGGGCGACCUUCCCGGCGAAGCCCCCGUACUCUUACAUCGCUCUCAUCACAAUGGCAAUCCUCCAGAGCCCGAGGAAGAGACUCACCCUCAGCGAGAUAUGCGAUUUCAUCAGCGAGCGCUUCGCGUAUUACCGGGAGAAGUUCCCCGCGUGGCAGAACUCCAUCCGCCACAACUUGUCUCUGAACGACUGCUUCGUCAAAACGCCCCGGGAGCCCGGGAAUCCCGGGAAGGGGAAUUACUGGACCCUGGAUCCCAUGUCGGCCGGCAUGUUUGAAAACGGGAGUUUUCUUCGGCGGCGGAAACGCUUCAAGAGACAACACCUGUUUUGGGGCGCGCGGAAGGAGCUCAGGGCGAAGGAGCGCGCCCCGGUGCCGGCGUUUCCUCCCCUCGGAGCGCACAGGAUGAGCUACUUUCCCCCCCACGGCCACGGCUUGUUCCACGACCUGGGAUUAAGGGGUCGAUUCGGCCCACAGACUGGUCCCAUACCAGCACUCGCGUCGCUCCUCUCCAAGAGCUUCCCGUCGUGCCUGCGCUUGGAGCCGUGCGGCCCGGGACGCUGCGCCGCUGUCCCGGCUCCGUCUCCGGGCGGCACGGAAUGGUUCCCAACCAGCCCGUUCCUCAGCUGUCCGGUCCCGCCGCUGGGGCCCUAAACGUUUGGGCUAAUUUAUUGCUGCGAUGCUGUAAUGGCCGGCUGUCGGUGAAUCUUCUUGCCUGCGUGUAGAAAAUAAACCCGCAAUGUGUCCAAGUACAGCUUUGGAAUGAUGUGAUGGAGAAGGUCGCACACAGGUUUCCAACAUACACUCACCGGCCACUUUAUUAGGUACACCUGUCCAACUGCUUGUUAACACUUAAUUUCUAAGCAGCCAAUCACAUGUCGGCAACUCAGUGCAUUUAGGCAUGUAGACAUUGUCAAGACAAUCUCCUGCAGUUCAAACCGAGCAUCAGUAUGGGGAAGAAAGGUGAUUUGAGUGACUUUGAACGUGGCAUGAUUGUUGGUGCCAGAAGGGCUGGUCUGAGUAUUUCAGAAACUGCUAAUCUACUGGGAUUUUCACGCACAACCAUC